AUGUGGGCAGUGAAGUUGGAGCCAGACGUGAACAGCUGCAACGCCAGGAUCAGCGCGUGCAAGAAUUGCGGGCACUGGCAACAGGCGCUGUCGUUGCUUGGUGACAUGAUCCACAGGAGGUUGCAGCCGGAUGCCAUCAGUUGCAGCGCUGGGAUCGGCGCGUGUGAGAGAGGUGGGCAGUGGCAACAGGCACUGUCGUUGCUCCGAGAGUCACGGGAGGCUCAGUGGGAGCCAGACGCCGUCAGCUACAACGCUGGGAUAAGCGCGUGCGCAAAAUUCGAGCAGUGGCAGCAGGCAGUGUCAUUACUUUUCGAAUUGUGGGAGGUGAAUCUGGAGCCAGACGUGAUCACUUACAGCGCUGGGAUCAACGCCUGUGCAAAAGGCAGACAGUGGCAGCAGGCGCUAUCUUUGCUCAGCGAGAUGGCGGAAAUGCGGCUGGAGCCCAACCUCACUACGCAGCUGGACUCGGCGCGUGCGAUAAGAGCGAGCGUGGCAUGCACUUGUUACUGCUGCUCAACGACUUGGGAGCUGAGCGGUAUCUUAGCAGCUGAGCGUUCAGUUACAACGCUGGGAUGA
This is a messenger RNA of Prorocentrum cordatum, 576 nucleotides long. The record is from the annotation of a GenBank genome assembly. NCBI's taxonomy places the organism in Eukaryota, Dinophyceae, Prorocentrales, Prorocentraceae.